AUGGCCGCCGCCUCCCUCCUCGAGGCCACUCGCCUCCUCUCCACCCCGCGCUCGCUCCCUCUCCCGUCCCGCCGCGGCCUCCACCCCCCGCACCUCCUCCUCAGGACCCCGCCGCGCGUCUCCGCUCUGCGCGCCCACCUCCACCGCCCCGCUGCUCAUCUCGACGCGCAGGAGCCGCCGGCGGGGAGGCCAGGCGCGCUCCUGGUCCUCGACGCGCUCAGGAGGUCCGUGCUCGACGCCCUCGCGGCGCUCAGGCGGCCCGCGCUCGCGCUCCUGCUGGCCGGCGCGCUGCUCGCCGCGUCGGCGGGUGGGCCGCACGCCGCGGCGCUGGCCGCCUCGGGCGGCCGCGUUGGCGGGUCCGCCUUCUCCUCGCGCUCCUCCUCGUCGUCUCCGUCCUACGGGUACAGCGCGCCGGCGCCCAGGGGCGGCGGGUACAGGGCCGCGCCCUUCUACUCGCCUUCGCCCUUCGUGUCCGUCGGCCCGGCCAUCGGCAUCGGCUUCGGGGGAUCGGGGUUCCUCUUCACCCUCAUUGGCUUUGCGGCUUUCCUCUACCUCGCCGGGUUCCUGUCCGACUCGUCCGGCGGUGCCAGUGUGCUCACAGAGACGGAGAAGACCACCGUCCUCAAGCUACAGGUUGGCUUGUUGGGCAUGGCACGAUCAUUUCAGAAGGAGCUUGAUCAAAUAGCUGAGAAAGCAGAUACAGCUACCCCUGCUGGGUUGAGCUAUGUGUUGACAGAGACAACAUUGGCAUUACUUCGGCAUCCGGAUUGUUGUAUCUCAGCUUACUCAUCGGUGGAUGUGAAACGAAGCAUGGAUGAUGGUGAGAAACGUUUCAAUCAGCUUUCAAUUGAGGAGAGAGGCAAGUUUGAUGAAGAGACACUUGUCAAUGUGAACAGCAUCAAGAGGAAUAAAGGAGGCAGCCAAAGAUCAAGUGGUUUUAGCAACGAGUACAUUGUGAUAACCAUAUUGGUUGCUGCUGAGGGAGUACAUAAGCUGCCGGUUAUAAAUAGCAGCAAUGACUUAAAGACAGCUCUACAAAAGAUGGGUGCCAUACCAUCAAGCAAAAUACUGGCUGUCGAGGUCCUAUGGACUCCACAAAAUGAGAAUGACACGUUGUCAGAGCGAGAGCUCCUUGAAGAUUACCCGCUCUUAAGGCCUCUGUAG
This is a messenger RNA of Miscanthus lutarioriparius, 1164 nucleotides long. Lineage: Eukaryota; Viridiplantae; Streptophyta; Magnoliopsida; Poales; Poaceae. The record is from the annotation of a GenBank genome assembly.